UAACUCUGUAUGACAUCAUCUAUCCGCACCGCCGCCAUUUAUAUUCCCCCGCCAUUUUAUAUCUUCCCAACCUAACGCAGAUUAGAUUACGAACAUGACGGCUCAAAUGGAAAACCAGCUCUGCAAGCUCUUUGUCGGGGGACUCAACGUCCAAACCACGGACGAUGGGCUGCGGCAGCAUUUCGAGCAGUACGGGAAGCUCACGGACUGCGUGGUGGUGCAGAACCAGCAGCUGAAGCGCUCUCGCUGCUUCGGUUUCGUGACCUACUCGAGUCCGGAGGAGGCGGACGCGGCCAUGGGGGCCCGUCCCCAUUUGCUGGACGGGAAUAACGUCGAGAUCAAGAGGGCCGUAGCGCGAGAAGAUGCUGGCAGACCCGAAGCCCUCGCUAAGGUGAAGAAGAUAUUCAUCGGUGGUCUUAAAGACGACAUCGAGGAGGAUCACCUCCGCGACUGCUUUUCCCAGUUCGGUGCGGUGGAGAAGGCCGAGGUGAUCACAGACAAAGAGACCGGCAAAAAACGGGGCUUCGGCUUCGUGUAUUUUGAGGAUAACGAUUCCGCCGACAAAGCUGUGGUGCUUAAAUUUCACGUGAUUAAUGGACAUAAAGUAGAAGUGAAGAAAGCCCUGACCAAGCAAGAGAUGCAGGCUGCUGGUAGUCGCGGCGGUCGGGGAGGCAGAGGAGGCGGACGGGGGAUGGGGAGACCUCAGAACGGCUACGGUGGGCGCGGCGGAUACGGCAACUACAGCGGCGGCUACGGGGGCAACGAUGGCUACGGCGGAGGCUAUGGAGGCGGAUACGGUGGUGGAUAUGGGGGAGGCUACGGAGACCAAAUGGAGGGCUACGGCGGUGGUAACGGCUACAAUGACUUUGGCAGCGGCUAUGGCCAGCAAUCCUCUGGCUAUGGUCCAAUGAAAGGUAAUUACUCGGGCAGAAGCAACGCUCCUUACUCCCGAGGUGGUGGUGGCGGCGGUGGUUACGGCAGGGGGGGUUACGGAGGCUCGUAUUAAAAUUACGUGUUAGGUGCGAUAUUAAGAGCAGCUCCUUCCCCAGCCCACAUCACAAUUUUGACCACACGUUAUAUUCAGCAAAGUAGCCAGAGCGUGUCACCUUAACGUGGCUCGACAUUGACUGAAACAAUGACGCAUCGAUUCAUUCAGGAGUUCACAACUUAUCCAGCCUAGCAGAUCAUAGGUAGAGGGUUACCUAUCAAACUUUACCUCUCACAGCUGUUACUACACAUUCUCUUUUUUAAGGCACCCAUCGUUUCCCUAAAGUUCUAGGGAGUUUUUUUCAACAGCACAAAUAGGACUACUGCCGUGGAUUUCUGCUUGUUAUCAGACUGGCCAAAAAUGGCCGGGGCAUGCUGCUGCCUCCUUACGAAACUGUUUCUCUCACGUUUUUGUGCUUUGCAAUUAAGUUAAGAUUAGCAUUUUUUGCUUGUUAGUGUAGGCAUGUGUUUUUUCCUUUAGCAUAUGUAUUGUAUUUUAUUGUCUUUUUGUUUCCCUUUGUUCAACGGCGUUAUUUAAAUCUGUUGAUUAGAGCCAAUCACGGUGAACCAGCGUAGAGGUCUGAUAUUUCAUUGGUUGGUAGUGAUCACGUGAUGUAUUAAAUGACCACAGUCCAGCGGGGCUGCUGGUAGAGUCUGCAGCCAACCCGUGGAACAUUAAAGGGAUACUUCACCCAAAAGUGAAAAUUCUGUCAUUUACUCACCUUCCAGUUGUUCCAAAUCUGUAUGAUGUCUUUGUUCUGAUGAACACAGAGAAAGAUAUUUGGAAGAAUGCUUAUAACCAGACAGAUUUUGUGUUCGACAGAUUUAAUUUUUCCUACUAUGGGAGUCAAUGGGGGGCAAAAUCUGUUUGGUUAUAAGCAUUCUUCCAGAUAUCUUUCUCUGUGUUCAUCAGAACAAAGACAUUUAUACAGAUUUGGAACAACUCGAAGGUGAGUAAAUGACAGAAUUUUCUCUUUUUGAUGAAGUAUCGCUUUAAACUCGUAUUUAAUUAGGCUCCUAGUUUGUCGACCAGACAUAAAAACCGCGCUGGAUGGGAUAAAGGCACAUUUAUAUUCGUGUCGGUGAAUACAAAUAAAAGGAGUAGUUUUACCUUUUGGUGUUCAGUCUCGCAUAAACUUAACAUCCGUUGUAGUAACCUAAUGUGACUCUCCAAUAAUUAGUGUCAUUUGUCAAAUAGUUCCGACUUCAUUAUGAAAUAUUGUAUUUGGUGUUACAGUGAACCUUAAAGACAGGCUUGAUUUGAGUUGUUUUUCUACAGUUAAAGUCCUUAAGGAUGCAUUUGUCUAAUUGUAUUACUGCUUCAACAAUAUAAUACCUAUGGAAUAUUGUUUAUUUCAGAACCAACUGUAUGUAUUUCUAUUAAUAAAGGUGAUUAUUCCGUAGCCAUUAUGGUUUGACUAGUUGAGCUUUAUUGGGUGGUUUGGACGUAUACGAAGCCCGCUUAGUGAUUCUGUAUCGCCAUCUAGGUAAGACUAAAACUGGAGGCAAGGAUAGCGUAUGCUGACCCUUUGCCUCUGCCAGGCAUCGGCUUUAGUGCUCCAUAUUGACUAUAUUUGCAUCAGACGUGUGGGGAUGUUAAAAUUUUCCCAACCAUGCAAGAUAUGUUGUCUUUAUUCUUAAAAUAUGUUUAGAGCUUUGUUCCAAUACUUUUAGUGAUCAAAUAAGAUGGAUCUAUACCUUAGCUGUGUCCACUACUACGUCAUUGGAUUCUCCAGGGGUACUCCAGAGAUGUAGAAACCCAGCAGAAAAUCCAUAGGAUAAUCGCACCAGGUUUCCAGGUUUGUAGAAAUACUUUAUACACAAGACAUUACAUCAGGUGUGUCUUUAACAUACUUCGGAUCCACCUGGAACAGACGCAAACGAGGUAUUUGUGAGUGGAUAGUGUAAAAGCGUGCAUGCAACUUUAUUACAGCAUUACCUAAAUACAAUCUUCUUGGUGUCAACUGGCGGUGACCAUGUAAAAUAGAGGAGAAGUGGAAACUGUGCUCUCUAGUCCAAUGUGUGUGAAGUGGUGGUGAUUGUGGUCUAUGUAGUUAUGUCUUAAUCCAAUAUAUUUUAGACAAUUUUCAGUUUAAGGUCAAACCGGAGAAUGGGGCUUAUAGUUCCUGUUUACUUGAUGCAUUAGUUCCAGAUAUUAAUCGCAUCAAAUGCAAAGGAGAUCAGCAUUUAUUAAGCACAAGGUUUGUGACUUCAGUUAUUUACUUUACAUCUUAUCAAUCCCCCUCCCCUCCUCAUCUCGGUGUUUUGCUCGUGUUUUGUCCUUUUUACAUUUCUGGCACGCUAAGGACAAUGGAUGUGUGUAAUUCAUUGAGACUAUGUAACGUCAUUUGGUUUGGCCCUUUGGAACGCUAUUAGUUUUAAAAAAAACGACACAGCUCCUACAUAGACCGUCUUUCUUAAAGGCAAUCACAAAAGUAUAAAUCUGAUCGAGUUGUGUCAUAGACUGGUUGUAGUUAGGCGUGCUUCAGGAAAACAUCACUUGUUGACUUAACGCUAAUUGCAUCGGUCUUCUUUUUCCACAGAGGGUAUGCAAUGGAAUAAAAUCUUGCUUCUGAGUGUGGCUGCUUGAGAACCUCUGCUUCAGCUGAGAAUCCAGUUGGCCAGAAAAGUGAAGCAGGGACUUCAUCAGCAUCUCCGAUUUGAGAUGGACUGCAAAUGCUGUAUUCCUGGGGACCUCUGAGAGGCCAGAUGCUUUGGCUGGUCCAAAAACGAUGCCUUGGUGGUACCAGGUUGAGGAUCAGCUCGCUGGAGAUUAGCACGUGGAGUCUUGCAAUUCAGUCAAUGGAGUCAUUUUACCUGUGCAAAUGAAUAAAAUGUUUUAAAUAUGAUGUAAUAAAUUCAAUAAUAAAUGAA
Triplophysa rosa is the source of this 3861-nucleotide messenger RNA. RefSeq names its product heterogeneous nuclear ribonucleoprotein A0a (gene hnrnpa0a). Gene Ontology annotation, molecular function: RNA binding. The record is from RefSeq and is a predicted model, not a curated record. The transcript has 3 exons. Bases 95 to 1006 code for a protein of 303 amino acids. NCBI's taxonomy places the organism in Eukaryota, Metazoa, Chordata, Actinopteri, Cypriniformes, Nemacheilidae.